Entrophospora sp. SA101 is the source of this 333-nucleotide messenger RNA. Lineage: Eukaryota; Fungi; Glomeromycota; Glomeromycetes; Entrophosporales; Entrophosporaceae. The record is from the annotation of a GenBank genome assembly.
AUGAAACGGCAUCUACAAACUACCAAGAGUAAUAGCGAAGAUGGGGGGAGAUGCCACAUCCCUGUAAUUCAUAAUAAUACCGAGCAUGAUUGUAUUGAACCAUCAGUUUUAUUUCAGCAACCAUCAGUUUUGUUUCGGCAACAAUCAGUUUUACAUCGGCAACCAUCAAAUUUACAUCGGCAACCAUCAAUUUUACAUCGACAACCAUCAGUUUUACAUCGGCAACCAUCAGUUUUACAUCGGCAACCAUCAAUUUUACAUCGGCAACUAUCAGAUACUAUUAACGGCCAAAAUAAACAUUACCAUGAAAGGACCAAUCAAACAAACCAAUGA